Messenger RNA from Nothoprocta perdicaria, 1716 nucleotides. RefSeq names its product SET and MYND domain containing 1 (gene SMYD1). The transcript is spliced from 10 exons. The record is from RefSeq and is a predicted model, not a curated record. Gene Ontology annotation, molecular function: histone H3K4 methyltransferase activity; protein binding. Lineage: Eukaryota; Metazoa; Chordata; Aves; Tinamiformes; Tinamidae. Bases 15 to 1490 code for a protein of 491 amino acids. Gene Ontology annotation, cellular component: nucleus.
AAAGGGUCCCUGCCAUGACCAAGGGGGGAAUGGAGUCGGUGGAAGUGUUUGCGGCCGAAGGCAAAGGCCGCGGCUUGCGAGCGCGGAAGGAAUUCCUGCCCGGGGAUGUCAUCUUCGCGGAGCCGGCCUACGCCGCCGUGGUUUUUGAUAGCCUGACUCACAUCAUCUGUCACACCUGCUUCAAACGGCAGGAGAGGCUUCACCGCUGCGGCCAGUGCAAGUUUGCCUACUACUGCGACCGGACCUGCCAGAGAGCCGCGUGGCUGGACCACAAGAACGAGUGCUCUGCCGUCAAGAGACAUGGCAAAGUGCCCACCGAAAACAUCAGGUUGGCAGCCCGUAUCCUGUGGAGGAUGGAGAGGGAAGGCAGUGGGCUGGCGGAGGGCUGCCUGGUCUCCAUCGAUGAGCUGCAGAACCACGUGGACAACUUCGGCGAGGAGGAGAAGAAGGAGCUGCAUGCCGAUGUGGAGAGCUUCCUUGAGUUUUGGCCGCCGCAGAGCCAGCAGUUUGGCAUACAGUUCAUUUCCCACGUGUUCGGAGUGAUCAACUGCAAUGGCUUCACCCUCAGUGACCAAAGAGGACUGCAGGCUGUUGGUGUGGGUAUCUUCCCCAACCUCUGCCAGGCCAACCAUGACUGCUGGCCCAACUGCACAGUCAUCUUCAACAAUGGCAAUCAUGAGGCUGUAAGAUCAAUGUUCCACACACAGAUGAGGAUCGAGCUGCGAGCCCUGAGCAAGAUUUCCYCUGGGGACGAGCUCACCGUUGCCUACGUGGAUUUCCUCAACGUGAGCGAGGAGCGGAGGAAGCAGCUGAAGAAGCAGUAUUAUUUCGAUUGCACGUGCGAGCACUGCAAGAAGCAGAUCAAGGAUGACCUGAUGCUGGCUGUAAAGGAAGGGGAAAAAAAGCCCUCUGCAGAGACGGUGAAGGAGGUGAUCCAGUUUUCCAAGGACACCCUGGAGAAGAUCAACAAGGCCCGCUUGGAGGGAGUUUACCAUGAAGUUGUGAGGCUGUGCCGUGAAUGCCUGAAGAAACAGGAGCCUGUGCUGGGAGAAACAAACAUUUACCUCCUGCGSAUCCUCAGCAUUGCCUCCGAGGUGCUCUCCUACCUCCAGAUGUUUGAGGAGGCAGCUGACUACGCCAAGAGGAUGGUGGAUGGCUACCUGAAAAUAUACCAUCCCAACAAUGCGCAGCUGGGAAUGGCGGUGAUGCGGGCAGGAGUGACCCACUGGCAUGCUGGUCUCAUUGAAGCUGGGCAUGGCCUCAUCUGUAAAGCUUAUGCCAUUCUUCUGGUCACCCAUGGACCUUCCCAUCCCAUUACCAAAGACCUGGAGGUCAUGCGUGUCCAGACGGAGAUGGAGCUGCGCAUGUUCCAGCAGAACGAGUUCAUGUAUUACAAGAUGAGAGAAGCUGCUCUCAAGAACCAAAAGAUUCAAGUCAUGCCUGAACCCUCCAAUGAGCCCUCACCCAGUCUCUUCCACAAGAAGGAAUAAAACUUGAGCCUGACGCAAAUUCAUGCCUAUGGGAUAACAUCACCUGUGGCAGCUCCAAACAUAGGGAAUGUGAUACAUUAAUGUGAUAUAUCCAUAAAGAUUUUUUUUUUCCAGUGGCACCAGUCUGAGAACAUGGACCUGCUUGGGAAGAGAUCUAAAAUUCUUCGGGGGGCUUAGAGCAGAAGAACUCCUUGCAGAAAGGAGCGUGUUUUAACAUCUUUUUUUU